CCGCAGGGACUACAUUUCCCAGCAAGCGCCGCGGCGCGGCCGAGGCUAGAGCCGGUGACUGAGGCAGGCCCCGAGGAGGCCGGGCGGCGAUGGCGGCGUCCUGCGGCGAGAUCCUGCGGAGGGAGUUCCCGGAACUCGACGGGGAGAUGUUCGACUACGUGACCGGAGUCCUCCAUAGCGGCAGCUCGGACUUCGAAUCAGUGGAUGAUCUGUUUGAAGCGGUUGGGGAGCUCUUGCAGGAUGUGUCUAGAGACUCCAAAGACGACGAAGACAUCCGCGCUAUCUGUCAGCAGAUGUACAACACCCUUCACCUGGACGAGAACUCACAAGGGGACCGACAGGUACUCCUGGAUACUCCAAUCCAGCUUUCUAAGAUCACAGAUAAUUAUGAUUCCGGUUUGGACCUGCUUCCGGGGCUGUGGCUGAAGAGAGAUCAGGCCUCAAAUGUGAAUACCAAAAAACUGGAGAAGGCGGAGGCUCGCCUGAAGGCCAAGCAGAGCAAGAAGCAGGAGCGAGAUUCUGUGAAGUCCUGCAACCCAUUAGUGCUUGAGGAGGCAUCCGCCAGCCAAGCCGCCAGCAAGAAGGAGAGCCGCCUGGAAACCUCGGGCAAGAACAAGUCCUACGAUGUCCGCAUCGAGAACUUUGACGUGUCCUUCGGUGAGCGUGUCCUCCUCACAGGCGCAGAGCUGAACCUGGCCUACGGGCGGCGAUACGGGCUAGUGGGCCGGAACGGGCUGGGCAAGACCACCUUGCUGAAGAUGAUCGCCAGCCGCAACCUGCGGAUCCCUUCGCACAUCAGCAUCCUCCACGUGGAGCAGGAGGUGGCGGGCGAUGACACGCCAGCCCUGCAGAGCGUGCUGGAGUGCGACACCACCCGGGAAAACCUGCUGAAGGAAGAGAAGGCGCUGACAGCCCAGGUCAACUCUGGAAGGGGAGAUGGUACCGAAGGCUCCAGGCUGUCCGAAAUCUAUGCCCGACUGGAAGAAAUUGAGGCAGACAAGGCCCCAGCAAGAGCAUCUGUCAUUCUGGCUGGGCUGGGAUUCAGUGCAAAGAUGCAGCAGCAGACAACCAAAGAGUUCUCAGGAGGCUGGAGAAUGAGGCUGGCGUUAGCGCGUGCCCUCUUUGCCAGGCCUGACCUCUUACUGCUUGAUGAGCCGACCAACAUGCUGGACGUGAAGGCGAUCAUCUGGCUGGAGAACUAUCUGCAGACUUGGCAAUCUACCAUCCUGGUGGUGUCCCACGACCGAAACUUCCUGAACGCCGUGGCCACUGACGUCAUCCACCUGCACUCUCAGCGGCUCGACAGUUACCGCGGCGACUUUGAGAACUUCAUCAAGAUCAAGGAGGAGAGGCUGAAGAACCAACAGCGCGAGUAUGAGGCUCAGCUGCAGUACCGCGAGCACAUCCAGGUCUUCAUCGACCGUUUCCGCUAUAAUGCCAACCGGGCAUCUCAAGUCCAGAGCAAACUCAAGCUGCUGGAAAAACUUCCCAAGCUGAAGCCGGUGGACAAGGAAUCCGAGGUGAUCAUGAAGUUCCCUGAUGGCUUUGAGAAGUUUUCGCCUCCCAUCUUGCAGCUGGAUGAAGUGGACUUCUACUAUGAGCCCGGUCACUACAUCUUCCGCUGCCUCUCUGUCUCCGCCGACCUGGAGUCCCGCAUCUGCGUGGUAGGGGAGAAUGGAGCGGGAAAGUCCACAAUGUUGAAGAUCCUGAUGGGAGACCUGGCACCUGUCCAAGGCAUUAGGCAUGCCCACAGGAACCUCAAGAUUGGCUAUUUCAGCCAGCACCACGUCGAUCAGCUCGACCUGGACAUCAGCGCCACAGAGUUACUUGCCAAGAAGUUCCCAGGGAAGACAGAGGAGGAGUACCGUCACCAGCUGGGAUGCUACGGAGUGUCUGGAGAGCUCGCGGUUCGUCCCGUAGUCAGCCUUUCGGGAGGCCAGAAGAGCAGGGUGGCAUUUGCCCAGAUGACCAUGCCCUGCCCCAACUUCUACAUUCUGGACGAGCCGACAAACCACCUCGACAUGGAGACCAUCGAGGCCUUGGCCAAGGCGCUCAAUAAAUUCCGGGGUGGCCUGAUCCUCGUUUCCCAUGAUGAGCGCUUCAUCCGGCUGGUGUGCCAGGAGCUGUGGGUGUGCGGCAACGGCACUGUGCAGCGCAUCGACGGCGGCUUCGACGAGUACAGAAACAUCCUGCAGGAGCAGUUCCGGAAGGAGGGCUUUCUAUAAAGCAGCUGCGCGGACUGCGCACGCGUGAGCUGGCUGGGAGCAGAGCAGGCUGCGCGGCGGCCCUCGUCCGACCUGGUGCCGCAGCGGGGACUUUGCCUACAUCGCGUGAACAUCAGCUGUGCAAUCCCCGGCCGGGUGGACCCUUCCCUUGGAAACCAGCAUCUUCUGCCGGGAGGGGUGUUGCGCAGAGGGGAUUUGGAGGAGGAAAGCGAGUCUCCCUUUCCUGCUGCUGGAUCGGUGCCACGUCUCUGCUGGGCAGGGGCCAAAGGACCAGCAGAGAGAGGGUCGGGAAGGGUUCCGGUGCUGCUUGAGUGGAGGGGGUGCGUGGGACCUCUGCUGCCAGCAAUCCCUUUCCUUUCCGUGAGCCUGGUUGUAGAACGAAAUCUGCCGCUGCGUUCAAAGAAGUAAAGAGAAGGUUUCUGAGUAAAUGCAGCUCUGGGCUGCGCACUGGGACAGCUUCUCCAGGGGAUGAGGCAAAAGUCUAAACCCAGCUUUGAAACGGUUGGGGGGGGGAUCUCUUCUCUCCCCGGCCUGUUUUUCUGCAGUGAAGAGGUGCCAAUCCAGAUCCUCUUUAAGAGGAAGCAUUUCCUGUCUUCGAGGCUUUGCCUUAAAGCUGCCCUGGUUCCCCCCCCCCACCCUCCUGCUCAAAAGGUGACACUUUUCUAUUCAGAAAGGGGUCCCCCUCUUCCUCUUCACUUUCGACGGUGACCCCUAGAGGGGCAGGCAUGAUGUAUACACGGCGGUGGGGGUUGGCCCUGCUUGCCUGCCCGGAAGAUAGCAACCUCAGCCCUCUCUGUCGUUAGGGCCUCAGCCUAAGCUUCUAUAGAAGCUGACCUGCAUUACCCGCUCCGGUCUUCAAGGUCUAAACUCCACGCAGGACGACCGUUCUGCCCCAGCUGACGCACCCUGUCUCGGUGACGACGACAAAUAAAAAUGGUUUUACGUUGCAAGCAAAA
This is a messenger RNA of Heteronotia binoei (common prickly gecko), 3181 nucleotides long. It is a transcript of the gene ABCF3, whose product is annotated as ATP binding cassette subfamily F member 3. Bases 90 to 2225 code for a protein of 711 amino acids. Gene Ontology annotation, molecular function: ATP binding; ATP hydrolysis activity. The transcript is spliced from 21 exons. NCBI's taxonomy places the organism in Eukaryota, Metazoa, Chordata, Lepidosauria, Squamata, Gekkonidae. The record is from RefSeq and is a predicted model, not a curated record.